AUGGCUGAGGUCUAUAAUGCAGAAUCUCUUCUUUCUACCCCGGUGACAGGCUUCCCUUCGGUGGAGGAGGCGAACGAUGAUGUAGCGCUCUAUUCUGACGAAGUCGGAACUCCCACGCCCGCUCAAAUGACCCUUGACGUAGUUGGGGAGGGGUAUGUGUCCACAUAUAAUCAUUGCUACCCUAUUGCAGUCGACUCAGACGACGUUUCCGAGAUCAAGCUUGAAAGAAAACAUCCUGAAGGCUCGAGAAAAUUCCGGAUUUCUCUCAAUGUGCCUCAAGAAGAACCUGAUGCAAAAUGUCCCAUCAGCCGCGAUGAAGUCCACUUUUCUCAGGCUCGUCGGGAUAUUCGAAGAAACCCCCUGCAGCUGGAUAUAUUCUUUGUUUUCAGGCUGCAGACGGGCAUAAAUAAAGACAACCAGAAGAACCUGACAAGUGGCAGCAUGGCCGAGCAUGAACAGAAGGACUGGCGUCACAAUCGGUGCGAGCGCAAAACUUCAAAAUUCACGCUCAGCAAGUCUGUAAGUCAAAAGAGACUAGGCAUUCUGAAAUCAUUCGGUUUCAAGGGGGUGAAAUACCUCCAUGAGGCAGGGUACUGA
This is a messenger RNA of Penicillium coprophilum, 597 nucleotides long. RefSeq names its product DNA-binding HORMA. Lineage: Eukaryota; Fungi; Ascomycota; Eurotiomycetes; Eurotiales; Aspergillaceae. The transcript has 3 exons. Bases 1 to 597 code for a protein of 198 amino acids. The record is from RefSeq and is a predicted model, not a curated record.